Caenorhabditis remanei is the source of this 1458-nucleotide messenger RNA. RefSeq lists its product as uncharacterized. Gene Ontology annotation, molecular function: protein binding. Gene Ontology annotation, biological process: positive regulation of stress-activated MAPK cascade. The transcript is spliced from 10 exons. The coding region runs from base 1 to 1458 and encodes 485 amino acids. The record is from RefSeq and is a predicted model, not a curated record. NCBI's taxonomy places the organism in Eukaryota, Metazoa, Nematoda, Chromadorea, Rhabditida, Rhabditidae.
AUGGUAAACUUAAUUGGGUGGUUUCCAGACGCACACAAUGCAGAUCCUGGAACAUCAUAUCUCAAUAACUUCAUCGCACCUUUCGGACCGAUAAAGAAAAAAGAAAAAGAUUAUCCCGCUGCUCGUUCUGGCCAUCGAUGCUUCACAGAUAAUGAUUAUCUGUAUGUUAUUGGUGGUUUCACGCAUCAAUUCAGAAAUGGAUCUAUUUUCAAAGAGUUUUGGUCUAUGAGUUUAGCCACAUUUGAAUGGAGACGUUAUGAAGUGAUAGGGGAUUUUCCAGAAACUUUGGCUUCCUUCUCAAUUGUUCAAAUGUUCCCCUUCUCUAAAACGUUUAUUUUGUUUGGUGGGAGCGGAACCGACUUUGGUCAAACCUCUUCGAAUAGUUUCUAUUUUAUUCGAAUUAACAAUGACAACUGUUCAAUUGAAUCACAAAAGAUCGACGUGCAAGGAACAAUCCCUCCGCCAGUAUAUGGUCAUGCCAUGUGUGCAGGUGAAAUACCAGGGAAAUUUUAUAUUAUUGGUGGAACAGAAGGUAUUUUGUACAAUUUCGAUGUUCACGCGCUGACCAUGCGAGCAAACUCCGAAGCUAAGAAUGAUAAUGAGAAGUUCAGCUGGCAUUGUGAACUUGUGACAAAAAAUUUGAAUUUUGCUGGACGCUACCGAAUGGAAGCGACAUAUGAUGAAGUAAAAAAUGUACUGAUUUUCUUCGGUGGAGGCAACAACGAAGAAAUGGCUGUACUUGAUGUCCAGAGUCGAGUUUGUUCAGAAGUAAGCACUCACCCUGAUAGUGUAAACGGGUUCCCAUUACCUCGCCGUUGUCAUACCAUUGUUCGUCACGGACGAAAAGUUAUUAUGACUGGUGGCAUCAACCAUACCACAAAUGUCAAUGAGAUUCCUCUUCAUUCUGACGUUUGGAUUUUCAAUAUGGAGAACUACUCAUGGACCAAGUAUAAUCAUUCCCUUCCCAAAUCCGUUUUCUUCCAUAGUUCCGCGAUCACUGAAGAUGGGUGGAUGCUGAUAUUUGGUGGUGCGCACGGAAUAGCUACUUCUUCGCCAAGAAAUAAUAGAUUGCUUGGAGCGUGGUUCGGAGUUCCACGAUUACAGAGAUUUGCGCUUGAAACAUUGAGAAAAGAAUACCCAAAUCACCAAGCAGACAUUCAAGUACUAGGACCACGACCUCAAAGAAGAAGACGACCUCCACGCCAGCCACCACAAGUGAAUGAUCCGAUACAAAAUCUCCAAAAUGUGCAACAACAAGUUCGCCGCCUUCUUGAACAGCUAUUCGAGCAUCGUUUCAACAAUGAUGAAAAUGAAGAAGACGAUGAUUCCGAUCUAGAGGUGGAAGCAGGAGAUCAUGAGAACGAUCCUGAUGCGCCAUUCGAUGAGGCAGCUGAAGAUCUUGAAAACCAACUUUUAGAACUUCUGCAAAGACCACAUAGAAAUAGAAAUCCCGAAUGA